Messenger RNA from Vigna radiata var. radiata (mung bean), 2682 nucleotides. RefSeq names its product probable galactinol--sucrose galactosyltransferase 6. Bases 2 to 2515 code for a protein of 837 amino acids. NCBI's taxonomy places the organism in Eukaryota, Viridiplantae, Streptophyta, Magnoliopsida, Fabales, Fabaceae. The record is from RefSeq and is a predicted model, not a curated record. The transcript is spliced from 3 exons.
GAUGAUGUUCGUUUGUUUGACGAGAGUGAUAAGGAAGAUGUUAACAAUGGUUUCCAAUCUAUGUCACACUACAUCCUUUCCUAUAAAUACCAAAUCCCGAUCUCUUUCAACUCAUCCAAUCACUAUUCUUUCAGGUAUUCAUCUAAGAUCGCCAAAUAAGAAGCAACUCCCAACUUCUGGUUUUCGAAUUCGCAGACAUUUUUUUAAUCGAGUGUUUCCAGUGGUGUCAUUCAAGAGGAGCGUAGAGGGAGCUGAAGAGAUGACGAUAAAACCUGUUGUUCGCGUUUCGGAGGGGAAGCUGGUGGUGAAGGAGCGAACGAUUCUGACAGGAAUACAGGAGAACGUGGUGGAGACAUCCACGGUAGAAGGAAUGUUUCUGGGAGUGGAUAUGGAGAAGGAAGAUAGCAGACACGUGGUUUCGUUGGGAACCUUGAGGGAUGUGAGGUUCAUGGCUUGCUUCCGGUUCAAGCUGUGGUGGAUGGCGCAGAAAAUGGGGGACAGAGGGGCCGAAAUUCCUUUGGAGACUCAGUUUCUAUUGGUAGAAACCAAAGACGGGUCCCACCUCGAAUCGGAAAGCGAUACCAACAGCCAGAAUCAGAUCGUGUACACAGUUUUUCUCCCUCUUGUAGAAGGCUCCUUCAGAGCGUGUCUACAGGGGAAUUCCAACGAUCACCUUCAACUAUGCCUCGAGAGUGGUGAUGCAGACACCAAAGCGUCGUCGUUUAGCCAUGCAAUCUUCAUUAGUGCCGGCACCGAUCCAUUCGCCACCAUUCAUCAUGCUUUCCGUGCCGUCAGGAACCACCUCAACACCUUCCGCCUCCGCCACGAGAAGAAGCUUCCCGGCAUCGUGGACUGCUUCGGCUGGUGCACCUGGGACGCGUUCUACCAGCAAGUUACUCAGGAAGGAGUGGAGACCGGAAUCCAAUCUCUCCGAAGCGGUGGCACGCCGCCGAAGUUCGUCAUCAUCGACGACGGUUGGCAGUCCGUCGGCGGCGACGACGACGACGACAAGGUGAAAGAAAACUCGAGCUCGUUGCAGAGGCUGACGGGGAUAAAAGAGAACGCGAAAUUUCAGAAGGAGGAGGAACCGGGAUUAGGGAUUAAGAACAUCGUGGACAUAGCGAAGAAGAAGCUGGAGGUGAAGCACGUGUAUGUGUGGCACGCAAUCACGGGUUACUGGGGCGGGGUUCGUCCAGGGGUGAAGGAGAUGGAGGAGUACGGUUCGGUGAUGAAGUACCCGAAUGUGUCGAGCGGAGUGAAGGAGAACGAGCCGACGUGGAAAAGCGACGUGCUCGCGGUUCAGGGUUUGGGACUUAUGAACCCUAAGAAGGUAUUCACGUUUUACGACGAGUUGCACAGUUAUCUGGCGUCUGCGGGUGUAGACGGCGUUAAGGUGGAUGUGCAGUGCAUUUUGGAGACUCUGGGUGCGGGUCUUGGGGGAAGAGUGGAACUUACCAGACAGUACCAUCAGGCACUGGACGCUUCUAUUUCUAGAAACUUCCCUGACAACGGGUGUAUCGCCUGCAUGAGCCACAAUACGGACGCGCUCUACUGCUCCAAACAGACGGCGGUGGUGAGGGCUUCGGAUGAUUUCUACCCGCGUGAUCCGGUCUCACACACUAUCCACAUUGCGUCAGUGGCGUACAAUAGCGUCUUCCUCGGGGAGAUCAUGUUACCCGAUUGGGAUAUGUUUCAUUCGCUUCAUCCUGCCGCGGAGUACCACGCCUCCGCUAGGGCCAUCAGCGGUGGGCCGCUCUAUGUGAGCGACGCGCCGGGGAAGCAUGAUUUUGAUCUGCUUAAGAAGAUGGUUCUGCCAGAUGGGUCGGUGCUUCGGGCCCGUCUUCCCGGGAGGCCCACUAAAGACUGCUUGUUCAGUGACCCGGCCCGUGACGGAGUUAGUUUACUGAAAAUAUGGAACAUGAACAAGUUCGGAGGGGUGUUGGGAGUUUAUAACUGCCAAGGGGCUGCGUGGAGUGCCGCUGAGAGGAAGAAUGCGUUUCAUGACACGGUUUCUGCUGCCAUCACUGGGUUUGUGAGAGGUGGUGAUGUGCAUCUGAUUGCGGAGGCUGCCGGUGAUGGCGAUUGGAACGGUGAUUGCGCGUUGUACGGUCACCAAUCUGGGCAGCUCACGGUGCUUCCACGCAAUGUGGCUCUGCCGGUGUCCCUUAAGGUGUUGGAACACGAGGUGUUUGCUGUUGCGCCUGUGAAGGUUUUGGGUCCUGGUUACAGCUUUUCCCCUAUUGGACUUUUGAACAUGUUCAAUGGUGGUGGUGCCGUUGAAGGGCUGGUGUAUGAAGUGGGGGAUAACCAGUCGUUGGUUCGUGUGGAGAUGAAAGGGUGUGGGAAGUUCGGGGCUUAUUCGUCGGCAAGACCAACUAGGUGUCUGCUGCAAAACAACGAGGUUGAUUUCAAUCACGAUCCCCAAUCUGGUUUGCUAACCUUCAACAUAGAUCAUCUGCCGUCAGAGGGACAAAGGGUUCACGUGGUUGAGUUAGUUUAUAGUCUAUCUAGUUAGUUAGUUAGUUAUUACAUUAUACCUCAUUGGAUUUGAAUCUAUGUUGUGGUAUUUCUUUAGUUAGAGUAGAGGGCCUAGAAAAUUUUCCAUCUGUACUAAAUUUAACGUUGUGUUUUGAAAUUUGACUGCAAAGUGGAUACAUGUCUCUUACGUUUGAGUUAUUUAAA